Rubroshorea leprosula is the source of this 993-nucleotide messenger RNA. The record is from the annotation of a GenBank genome assembly. Lineage: Eukaryota; Viridiplantae; Streptophyta; Magnoliopsida; Malvales; Dipterocarpaceae.
CGUAAAAUCUUAAGAUUUUACGAUGUUAGGUAUGGAUGCCGAGUAAAAUCGACUUCAAAAUCGGAUUUUCAUAAAAUCGGAUGAUAAAACCGUAAAAGCGCGAUUUUUUCGUAAAAUCGUUUGAAAUCUCGAUUUCACUUUCACAAAAAUUGAAGAAGAGAUUUCCAGAAAUUUGCCGCAGGGGAGGGAAAGAUUUUGGACUGCUACGGUGCCGGCGGUGCCGCUGUUCACUGCCACUGCUCACAUCUCACGCACUGGCGGGAUCGAAAUCUAUUUGGUGACCCCAAUCAUGUGGAGCCAGCCUUAAAUAGUAGGAUUUGGUUGCUGCUGCUCACUGCUCAAGCAAAGAAUGAUCAAAUUUGUUGCCACAAAAAGGAGUAGAUAAGGAUCAGGAAGCGAGCUUGAAUGUAGAAAAAUGGUAGAAAAGAAAGAAGAUGAUAAGGCGAAGAAGGGGAGCUUCUUGCCUUCUUCUCAAGCCCUCUUCUCAAACAAAAGAAUGGGUACCCAGAAGCUUUCUCUGCUUCCCCUGCUGUUUCUUGUUGUAGUUUUUUCUGCUACAUCCCACAAUUCAGUAGGUGCAGAAGCAAGGCCCCUUCCCUUCCUUCCUCAACAAACAGAUUACUCGAAGCUGUUGUCUACCCUUGGAGUUGUCUGUAAGUGUUGCGAUGGAAUUGGAGGCGACUGCUCUGUUACAUGGACAGAUCCCUGCUCCAAUCUCCAGUGCCAGCCGUGGAAACAGUAUCAAAAUUCUCAUACCCAAUCUUAAAUUUUGCUUGUAAAUAUCUUCAAGAUAUAAUCCUAUGUCUACGCGCACACACACGAGAUUAGUACUUGUAUGUCUGCUAUAUUUAUGUUUAUAUGGCCCGACGAUGAGCAUCAAAUGUAGUUUGUACUGGUUCUGAUUUUGCUUCUUUUGUUCCUGUUAAGUUAUAAGUUACCAAGGAACAGAUAAAUGGGAAAAUUUGUGUGUGGAAUUAAACUUUGUGAUGUUGC